GCGGCAGCACAUUACGAUACAAGGCGCUGCGAGGGAUCAAGCACCGUCGCACUGGAAUGAGCUGUUACGGGAAUCCCCUACGAGCCUCCCUCUUUAGGCUGAAAACGUGAGAAGAAAAAAGGCUGCAGCAUCAGUCGGACAUCAGCUCUGCGGAAAGCAGCAAUUUAAAAAACAACAACAACAACAACAAGAAAAAAAAACAACAAGAGGAUCAACUUCUGGAACUGCAAUAUCUCCUCUCUCUUCAGACAACACUCCCAUCACAUACCGUGCAUUUCCGUCCAUCACCGGGCCGAGGAGACGUUGACAGAGGGGACGGGGGGGAGGUGUAGAGACAGAGCUAAGCGCCCAGAGACAGAGGGAGAGCAGGGGUGGGGAGGAGAGGAUGGAGGCCCUACUUCCUGUGCUGAAGAGUCACCCAGGCCUGUCGGUGCUGGUGUGCUCUCUGGUUUUCAGGGUGGUCCACAGGUUGUUGCAAAGGCUGCCAGUGCCCAAAGUGGUGAGGCAGGAUGACUACCGCUCCUGGAAGUGGCGGAACCUCUCUGUGUCCCUGGUGCACUCCCUGCUGACCGGGACAUGGGCCUUGACCUGUGUGGUGGUUUGGCCGGAGACGCUGAGAAACAUCCACUCUUACCACACCUCGCUAUCCUACCUGCUCGUCUGCGUCUCAACAGGAUACUUCGUGCAAGACGCAGGUGAUAUUAUCCUGACGGGACACGCAAGAGGAUCAUGGGAAUUCUUGCUCCACCAUGCACUGGUGAUCUGGUGUUUCCUGUACGCCCUCUACACUCAGCUGUAUGUAGCCGGCGCUGUAAUAGCUCUCUUUGUAGAGGUCAACAGUGUCACCUUGCACCUGAGGCUGAUGCUAAAGCUGUCCGGAGCUCAGUCCUCCUCCAUGUACCACAUCAACAAACUCGCCAACCUCUUCACCUACAUUGCUUUCCGUCUGAGCACCCAGUUCUACCUCACCUGCCAAGAGAACCCGAACAGACCAGGACAGAGAUUAGAUGUGUCUGAGCUGUGCUGCAGUGCCUUUACCACAGUGCCUUUCCCAAAAAUAAAAAAUAAACAGAGACAAAGAUGGUGUGUGAAUAAUAAAGUAAAUAUGUAGCACAGAAUGAUGAUCUGUAUGCUUUUGUAAAAGCUUGAUUGUUGCCGAGCAGAGAUUUUGGAGACAAACAUAUAGAUUAAUUUGACCACAAUAGUGUGUAAUGUAUCUUGUAGUGAAUUGUGAGAACAGUUUUUUUUAGGAGCCCUGUAUUUUUGCUGAGUGAUACCAUGAAUUAAAAAAGUAUUUCAAAUCACA
Thunnus maccoyii (southern bluefin tuna) is the source of this 1306-nucleotide messenger RNA. It is a transcript of the gene tlcd1, whose product is annotated as TLC domain containing 1. Gene Ontology annotation, cellular component: plasma membrane. The coding region runs from base 386 to 1111 and encodes 241 amino acids. The transcript has 5 exons. The record is from RefSeq and is a predicted model, not a curated record. Gene Ontology annotation, biological process: plasma membrane organization; regulation of membrane lipid distribution; phospholipid homeostasis. NCBI's taxonomy places the organism in Eukaryota, Metazoa, Chordata, Actinopteri, Scombriformes, Scombridae.